Molecule: messenger RNA, 1954 nt
Organism: Lates calcarifer (barramundi perch)
Lineage: Eukaryota; Metazoa; Chordata; Actinopteri; Centropomidae
Gene: rdh12
Product: retinol dehydrogenase 12
Source: RefSeq, a predicted model, not a curated record
CUCUGCACCCCUUUUUGCUUUGACAUCAGCUGUUCUGCCUUCAGAACAGUGGCAUCCUGCUGGAGGAGACAGAAGAGCGCACAUCCGCGGCACAAUGUUGCUUUUAUUAAUUAUCGCGGGUCUCGGAGUAGUGACGUUACUGGUGAUUUUAUUUGCACCACAUAUAAGAAAAUAUGCAGCAGGAGGAGUGUGCACGUCCACAGCUCGUCUGGAUGGGAAGACAGUCCUCAUCACUGGAGCCAACACAGGGAUUGGGAAGGAGACUGCCCGGGACUUGGCAAUGCGAGGGGCCUGGGUGAUCAUGGCGUGCCGAGAUGUGGAAAAGGGCGAGGAGGCUGCGGCCAGUAUACGAGCCGAGUACCCCAAAGCGCAAGUGGAGGUUCGAGAGCUCGAUUUGGCAGAUACCUGCUCUAUACGUGCCUUUGCGCAGAAAUUCCUGAGAGAGGUCAACAACCUUCAUAUCCUCAUCAACAACGCUGGAGUGAUGAUGUGCCCUUACACAAAAACCACUGAUGGUUUUGAGAUGCAUAUCGGAGUCAAUCACUUGGGUCACUUCCUGUUGACAUCUCUCCUGAUCGGGCUGCUGAAACGAAGUGCCCCGGCCCGAAUCAUUGUGGUCUCCUCUCUGGCGCACAACUUUGGCUGGGUCCGCUUCCAUGACCUUCACAGCCAGGGCAGCUACAACAGCGGAUUAGCAUACUGCCAGAGCAAACUGGCAAAUGUGCUGUUUGCCAGAGAGUUGGCCCGAAGACUCAAAGGUACCAAUGUGACAGUGAACUCAGUCCAUCCGGGGACAGUGAACACUGACCUGGUCAGACACUCAACUCUCAUGACGAUAUUCAUUACUUUCCUCUCCAUGUUCGUAAAAACCCCGAGAGAAGGAGCACAGACCACCAUCUACUGUGCUGUAGCAGAGGAGCUGCACUCUGUCUCUGGGAAACAUUUCAGUGACUGCGCCCCUGCCUUUGUAGCCCCACAGGGAAGAAGCGAGGAUACGGCGAGGAGGCUGUGGGACGUCAGCUGUGAGCUUCUUGGCAUUGAGUGGGACUGAUUUAACUUUCAACCAUCAUCUAUCUCAGUUCUCUAAGGAAUCCUUAUCCUUUCUGUUAAUAUUCAUUUCAUUUGUUUCAUUAUGGUUUUGAUGUUCUGUAUUUUGAAUGAUUCUUACCUAAUAGGCAGUCAGGUAAUUAUGUAAGAGGUACUAUAUAAUGUGAAGUUGCUUUUUUGUGUAAUGAUGCAGUAAUUACAUUAUAAUAACUUGGGUGUUUUGAUGCUCUACAGCAGCUCCACAACCCAAAACCACUCAACUGUAUUAUCAUGUAAACAAAUAGCUUUUUGACUCUAUAUUUUUGUGACACAGCGUGACUACAGUGUAGGCAAAAAAGCAACUUGAUGUAUUGUAAUGCUGUAGGAUACUGUGAGGGGUCAAGCCAGGGUAAAAGACCAGCAUCUUUAUCCAAUAGUGUGUUUUUUGAUUUCACCAGAAUUUGCAGCUAAAUUGCUUGACUUUUGUGCCAGCAUUUCUAAACAAUUGCAGGGUUUCUUACAGUGUUUCCAGGUUGAUUAAAAAAAAAUUAGUAAACUAUCGAAGAUCAGCGUCCAUCUGAGCCACGAUUACUGCUUGAAAUGCAUAAAUGUAUUUUGUGAUAACUGUAGUACAUGAGGAAGUUUUUCUAUUUAAACCAAAUCAGAGUUAGAAUCAUGUCAGUGCAAUAUUUGCAGAGGUUUUUUUCCAUUUGCAUUGCCAAAAACUGCACAUUCCUGGAGGAACUACAGUUUUGCAUUUAUAAGGAUCUCCCGACUCAUGUUUCCUUCUCAGCAUUCACAAACAAGGUUGCCAAGAGUUUACAUUCUGUGUUUUAUACGAGUGAAACAUGCCUUUUACUACACUUACAUUCAUGUUAAGAGUUGAAUGUUUACAUUUGAUGUAAAUAAACAGAAAUAUUACUAUAAA